GUUUGUAGACAAGUCUGGUUUGAUUGUGGUGUUCUUUGGGAAAACCGAUGUGUUUUUCCCAUUAUAAACGUGACGACCGUGGUGAAUUUAUUUGUAGUUAUUAUAUUUGUAUAAAUACUUACCACCCACAUACCUUGUACUUGAGUCGAAACUAGAUAGGUGACUAUACCGGCAGAUUUGUCUGAUUUUCCCCAUUUUAUUUUUGUUCGCGAAGUUUAAGCCAUAAAGUGCGUAUUGAGUGUUUGUCAGUGUUAAAAAGACUUUUAAUCGGGUCGGGGCUGUCUUGUUGAUUUUUACGGGUAAACGAGACUAAACUUAAACCGUUGUAGGAUUUAAAUAUUGCAUUUAAUAAACUGAAAAAAAAAAUACGACCUUCAAUUUUUAUAGUUCCACGCGUAACUGAACUUGAAACUAAAUAUUGGUCUUCAAUUUAUAAAAUUUUAAUAUUCGAAAGUGACUUUAAACGUUAUUGUUUAUUUUUUUUGCAUCCUAUCCUCAAUGUUAUUCGUGUUGAUGAAGAAGUCAUUGAAAAUCUAACAAUUCUUAUCGAAAACAUAUUGAAAUAUUGACAACAAUUUUUUGUACGUAAGUUAGUUCUUAGCGUACAAAAUUAUUUGAGAAAUAAGUUGUGGUUUUUGGGAUCAAAUGUGAUAGAGUGUUGUAACAUAGAUUUAAUUUGUUUUUAAAAAGUUAUCUUAUGAAAUAAUAGAGGAAUAUUUACUUUGUGGAAAAAACUGGCAACAUUUAUUUUUUCGAUACAAGGAUAAUAUUUAAAUCUGGUUCUGCUGUACAUAUGGAUACACAAUUAUUUUCAAGCCUACGAUAUUAGUAAAUCAUGAUUCUCAGAACAGCGAUCCUAUUGUUAGCAAUCUUCCUCGAAUACGGAUCCAUUGCAAAGAAACUCAAAUCCAAUAAAGCAUUCAAUAAUACAGAUGUCGAAUUAGAUCACGAACUAGAAGUAAGACGAUGUCAGACAUCAUCAUCGACGCCGAAGGUGAUGACACCAACGCAUCAACCUAAGGCUGUAGAUAACUUUCAAACAUCUGAAGAUAUAUUAAUCCAGUGUAUGUUGCAGCAAAACCGUGAAAAAGGCAGUUCGGCGACAGGUGGCUGGUCCAAUUGGUCAGAUUGGUCAACUUGUUCAAGGACGUGCGAUGGAGGAGUGGCUCAGCAAAUCCGAAGAUGUAACAAUCGAAAUAGAUGCAAGGGUGAUACGAUCCGUUUUAGAAUAUGCAAUAUGCAACCAUGUCCCGAACAGCAGGACUUUAGAGCGCAUCAGUGCGCCGCUUACAAUGAUGUGCCCUACGAUGGAACAUUGUAUAUGUGGACAACGCACUACGAUUAUAUGGAUCCUUGUGCUUUAACAUGCAGGGGAAGACCCUCACAUCUUUCUCAUGACGUUUCACAACCAGAGGUUGAUGUUGGUGGCGUUAUCUUUGACCCAGAUGAGUCGGACCACUACGAUGAGCCAAGUGUGAUUGUCCAAUUGUCAAGCAGAGUACAAGAUGGAACUCGGUGUCGUGCCGGAAGUCUUGAUAUGUGCAUCCAGGGUAAAUGCCAGCGAAUUGGCUGUGACCUGAAGAUUGGUUCAACGAAAAAGAUCGACGGGUGUGGAGUAUGUGGGGGUGGUGGAAAAUCAUGUUCACAACCGCUCUAUCAUUGGGAGACGGCACCGAUGUCUUUAUGUUCAGUUACCUGCGGAGGGGGAUUCAAGAUGUCCCGGCCAACAUGCAGAAAUCGUGUAACCGAUGUCGAAGUCGAGGACUCCCUAUGCAGUGCAACUGAUCGACCUGAUCCAUCUAUGGUAACCUGCAACACUCAUGCCUGUCCUCCUAAGUGGAUAGCUGAAGAUAUAUGGGGACCAUGCAGUCGUCUAUGUGGACCUGGUUAUCGGGAAAGAAUUGUUGCCUGCGUAGAAGAAACAAAUGGUAUUAGAACAAGGGUCCCAGACAUCCUAUGCCGGUUACAAAAGCCCCCAACUCAAGAAUCUUGCAUGGUGCAGGAGUGCCCCAAGUCGAAGGAGGUCGAGGAAUGGUCUGGGGAACAAGAUGCAGAUGAAGUACGCAAAAAGAACGAAGACAAUAAAGAUGAAGCUGAUGAAGGAGAAGUCAUCCCAGUCAAGGCUAGGAAGGAAGUCGUUGAUGUAGAUGACUCUGAACAGGUACCAUACAACGAUCAACCAAUUUACGGCCACCAACAAUCGAAUCAAUUUCAUCUCGAAGAACUUCCCCCAAGGACACAGUAUUUGAUUGGAGGUGGGGGUAGUGAAAGGAGUGAGUCACAACAUCCCUUAUUGGAUCCAACAUUCAUCAAGGACAGAGAAUGGUCAGCAUGUAGCGUAACCUGCGGCGAAGGCAUUCGUCGUCGCCCCCACAAAUGCAAGAUUUUCCUCGAGUACAGCCGAAGUAUUGCCACUGUUAAUGACAGCCUAUGCGAAGGACCAAAACCACACGAUGAAGUGGAGAGAUGCGCCGAGGAGCCAUGCAUUCUACCCUCACACGGCUAUGACGAACAAUACCCCAGGGAAUCGAUAAAAGUUGGGGUAGCAGACCCAGGCAAAACAUAUGUUUGGCGUGAACAGGGCUACACUAGCUGUAGUGCCUCCUGCCUUGGUGGUGUCGAGGAGCUUAUCAUUAAUUGCGUCCGAGAAGAUAACGGACGGGUGGUGUCGCCGUUCCUAUGCUCACCCGAAAUAAAACCAGAAGCCCGGGUGCGAACAUGCAACGAUCGUCCCUGCCCACCGCGCUGGAACUACUCCGACUACACACCCUGCUCCAAGUCAUGUGGCAUCGGCAUCAAGACCCGAGAAGUCCAAUGCAUUCACGAAGUGACACGAGGUGGCGAGAACGCAAUGGUCGUGCCGAACAGUAUGUGUCCCCAGCCUCCGCCCGCAGACCGUCAGUAUUGCAAUGUUCUUGAUUGUCCUGUGCAAUGGGAGGUGGGUGAGUGGGCAAAGUGUUCACACACAUGCGGCUACGGCGUCAAGGAACGCAAGGUUGAGUGCAAGCAAAUAAUGGCGCAGGAACACAAAAUCGAGCGCCCUGAAACAAUGUGUCCGAGUGCCAAGCCGGCCGAUAAAAAGCCAUGUAACGUUAAGCCGUGUCCUCCCGAUGACCCAAAGCCCAACAUAUCUAUCUACAAUAGCACACACAUCCAGCACGAUCCGAAAAAGAGCAAAAUAACUUUGAAAGUGGGCGGUGCGGCGGUGGUAUUUUUUGGGAUACAAGUGAAAAUCAAGUGCCCCGUAAAGAGAUUCAAUCAAACAAAAAUACGCUGGACCAAAGACCACAAGCCAUUGACCAAUUCGAGGAAGUUUAAAGUCUCGAAGAAAGGAACCCUCCGGGUGUUAGACAUAACAUUCAGAGAUGCUGGAGUCUAUUCAUGUCAUGCGGGACUGAGCACUGCUGAGAUUAAUAUCGAUGUUAAAAUGAAGCCUGGAACCCAGUUGGAGGACUAUGAGAAACACAAAUCAGAUCGUCUAGUGCGGGAAAGAAGUGGUACCGAACCACUUACCUCUGCAGAUAAGGCAUCUGACGUGAGUUCACAAAAUAUGCAAAUAAAACUAAAAUUAGAAGCCAAUGGUAAAGAAAGAAGCCGUAACCAAAAAUCCGAUAGAGUACAUUAUACUGACAGUAGUAUAUUGGAAGAUGAGAACCGUCUUAUUCAACAGACACAGGAUGGUGUGCCACAAAUGGCAGCUAGCAGCUCUGGUAAUCGAGCGAUGACAUUUUUAUCAAUGCCUUAUUUUCAUGCUUUGUUAUACUAUCUGCAGUUUCUGUGGCCAUUUAACAAUUCAAAAAGAAAUCGUUUGUUGAUAGAAAAAGGUCUUAAAUUGAAACCAUUCCAAGAGAACAUACCAACUAAGCCAUCAGAGAGGAUUGCGAAAGAGUUGAUUUUCCGCAGGAAAACUGAUUUUGAUUAUGACAGCGAUAAUAACGACAGCAUCAAUCAUGGUUUUUACCUAAUUUUUUGGCAAAGGGAAUAUGAAAAGAAGCAACGAAGAAAUACCCACAAAAUCACGCUAAAGAGUUAUUGGUCAGAGUGCUUUGGAUAUGGUAGUUCAGGAACUGCAUUUAAGAAUCGCUUUGCAACUUGCUUAAAAAUCACACCUGACGUAAGAACAUUGCAUACAAUUUCGACAACAAUAAUGUCUGAAAUUGUUAAGAACGUUCAAUGUGAAGAUGACGGUUUAAAUAUUCCCGAUGCAUUUGAGACUUGUGGCAAUGAUGGAUUCCCCCAAUGUCAAGUUGCAGGUGAAUGGACAAUAUGUGAAAGGUUUAGAUGUUUCAGCAGACACACAGCUAUUCAGAAACAAGAAGUCAUUUGUAAGUUCAUCAACGAUACUCUAAGUGACAAAUGUAACAAAGAAGAUAAGACUACUGGUCAACGGGAAUGCUACAAAAAAGUAUACAAAGGGAUCUGGAGAGUAGAGCCGUGGUCAGAGUGUGAUUCAUUGUGUGUUCACCAAGUCCUCAAAUGUAAAAAAGUUCAGUGCGUUUGCUAUGGCACUCGGCAACUCUCAAGAAAUAUAAGCAAACAUCAAUCAAAUCCAGCGGAAGUGAAGUUGUGUAAACGAUCUCCAUGUUCUACAAAGGCGAACAAUCGUGGAAUCAUUACCUAAACUGUUAGUUUUUUGAACUGCAGAUUGACAAAAAUGAUGGAGAAUUCUCAAGCGAAUAAUGCAAGGAACUCUAUUGAUUCCAGUGGUAAGGAAUGUCGUCCUGAUGAUUAAGAGAAAUUAAAUCCUCAUCUCACAGUUUUAAGGCAGUGAAACUUCAAGUAGAUAAUUUAACUGGCUGUUAAAAUGUUUACCACAAGUUCACUUAGCCGACCAAUUGCACCAUUAAAUGAAAUGCUGUAUUUCUUAAAAACUGGUGUUAGGAAAGAACCAAAAAUGCUCAGGGCUUUCAUAGACUUCUAUAAAAACGAAUAAAUAAAAAUAAAUGAUGAUAUUAU
Molecule: messenger RNA, 4956 nt
Organism: Eupeodes corollae
Lineage: Eukaryota; Metazoa; Arthropoda; Insecta; Diptera; Syrphidae
Product: protein madd-4-like
Exons: 17
Coding region: 836-4621 (1261 amino acids)
Biological process (GO): extracellular matrix organization
Cellular component (GO): extracellular matrix
Molecular function (GO): metalloendopeptidase activity
Source: RefSeq, a predicted model, not a curated record